AUGGAUCCUCUAGUUGGGCUGUACUACCUUGCCCCUGCCUGCUGCUUGAUGAAUUUUCUCAUUGCCUUGUCUACCAACGAGGUCGCGAAUAUCUCAUGGCAUGCCGUGCAGGAUGUAGGCGCUGGCCUAUUAUUCCUCAACGCGCUAAUUGCGUUCAUGCUGAAUAUUUCCAGUGUUUAUCUGAUAGGACAGACAUCUGGCUUAGUAAUGACACUCGCCGGAAUUUUGAAGAAUAUCCUGCUUAUCAUUGUGUCAGUCAUGAUCUGGCGCACGCAAAUUACAGUUCUCCAGGCUGUAGGCUACACGAGUGCCCUUGCUGGCUUGAUAUACUAUUCGCUGGGGUACAAUCAGUUGCCCAGGGCAAGCCAAGCUGGUUCAGUAGGGACAUUCAGUUGGUGGAAAGGCACAUCAGCAUACAACGCUGGCUCCAUGCGUCUCAAAACACGACGGGCUAUUCUUGCGGCCUUGAUUAUCAUGACAGGACUUGUAGUUCUCUCGCCUAGAAUGUGGAGCUCUUAUAAGCAAGAUGAAAGAAUUAUGCAGGCUGUCAAGGAGUGA
Metarhizium robertsii ARSEF 23 is the source of this 558-nucleotide messenger RNA. RefSeq names its product MFS multidrug transporter. Gene Ontology annotation, cellular component: trans-Golgi network; endosome; Golgi apparatus. Gene Ontology annotation, molecular function: antiporter activity. Bases 1 to 558 code for a protein of 185 amino acids. NCBI's taxonomy places the organism in Eukaryota, Fungi, Ascomycota, Sordariomycetes, Hypocreales, Clavicipitaceae. The transcript has 2 exons. The record is from RefSeq and is a predicted model, not a curated record.